AUCUCUUUUUUUCUUUUUCUUCUUUCUUUCUUCCUUCCCAGCCAUUUUCGCGUCUGCUUUGUUCUUUCUUCCUCUGCAGCCGAACACCACCAGCCUUCACCGACACCUACUUCUCUCGGAAAUUGGUAAGAGAACUUGAUGAUUUUUGUUCUCCUUUUGCCCAAGAACAAGUCUAGAACUUAGAACUUCUCUCUCUUGCAGAAAAGCCAUCGGAUCUGCUCUGCUUCUCCCUUCCCUGCUGCCGGCUGUUGCUGGGUAUAAGCUCCGGUUUUUCCUGUGGUUCCCGAAUUUCUCCCCAAUUUUCCCGCCGGCUCUUCCCCUCAAUCUGCAGCUCCAGCUUGCUAGUUGAGGAUUUUUGAUAUUAAUUGGGAACAUUGUGAUUAGGUCCUUGAUUGUCCUGUGGCCUUAGCACUGGGAUUAGGCCUUCUGUCCUGUGUAAUUAAGGUAAGUAAAUUAUGGUAAAGCCCUUCGAUUUUAAAACAUGUUUUAAAUUGUUUUUGAGAUGGUGGCAAGGUUUAAAUUGAUUUUAUCAGCAUCUGAGUGUGAUUUAACUGAAAUGAAACUUGUGAUGAUUUUUAUGAAAGAUUAUUAUUUUCUAGAAUUGAGCAUGAUUGGAAUGAAAAUGAGAAUUUCAUUGUUUUCUGGAAUUGAGCAUGAUUGGAAUGAAAAUGAGAAUUUUAUUGUUUUCUGGAAUUGAGCAUGAUUGGAAUGAAAAUGGGAAUUUCAUUGUUUUCUAGAAUUGAGCAUGCCCACAUGAGAUUCUUCGGUUUAUUUUUGAAAGUGAGAACGAUCGUGAAUCAUGGUUUCUGUAAAUCUUGCUUGGUUUUGUCUCCGAUAUGGUCGUGUAAUCGUGACCCCGUUAGUGGGGGAGGUUACAAACGCUAGCACAUGUCGACAUGUUCGUGAUAGAACCGGUUCGCUCGUGGCCCUACUAGUGGGGAUUAUACACUAGCACUCGUGGCCCUACUAGUGGGGAUUAUACACUAGUACUCGUGUGCCUACCAAUGGGAGGUUUAUAACACUGGCCAUGACUAAUAGAGGAGACCACUACGU
This is a messenger RNA of Rubroshorea leprosula, 1053 nucleotides long. The record is from the annotation of a GenBank genome assembly. Lineage: Eukaryota; Viridiplantae; Streptophyta; Magnoliopsida; Malvales; Dipterocarpaceae.